AUGACGCAGAUGGGCAUCAAUGGUUUCGGACGCAUUGGGCGCUUGGUCUUUCGAGCUGCCAUGGAAAAUCAAAGCGUAACAAUGGUUGCGGUCAACGACCCAUUCAUGGAUCUUGACUACAUGAAGUAUUUGCUCAAGUAUGACUCAGAAAAUGGCGAAGAGUACUUGGUUGUCAACGGACUUCCGGUACGAGUUUUCCACGAGAAAGAUCCUGCUUCGAUCCCCUGGGGUGCUGUUGGUGCGGAUUACGUUUGUGAAUCCACUGGCGUAUUCUGUGACAAGGACAAAGCGUCCAAGCACCUCCAGGGGGGGUGCAAAAAGGUCAUCAUAUCAGCCCCUCCAAAGGACAGCACGCCAAUGUUUGUGAUGGGUGUGAACCACGACAAGUACACAAAGGAUCUGCAAGUUGUUUCAAAUGCUUCCUGCACUACGAACUGUUUGGCGCCCUUGGCGAAGGUCAUCAACGACAACUUUGGUAUUGCAGAGGGAUUGAUGACCACCGUUCAUGCCAUGACUGCAACCCAGCUGACAGUGGAUGGACCCUCUCGUGGUGGAAAGGACUGGCGUGGCGGACGAUGCGCCUCUGAGAACAUCAUUCCAUCCUCUACGGGGGCAGCCAAGGCGGUUGGUAAAGUUAUUCCUGCGCUGAAUGGCAAAUUGACCGGCAUGGCCUUUCGUGUGCCAACUCCUGACGUCUCUGUCGUGGACCUUACUUGCCGGCUGGAUAAGCCAGCCAGCAUGGAUGAGAUUACAGCUGCCAUCAACAAAGCUGUUGAAGGUCCCAUGAAGGGCAUUCUUGGCUUCACAGAUCAAGAGGUUGUCUCCACGGACUUCGUCACUUGCCCAAUGUCCUCAAUUUUUGACAAGAGUGCUUGCAUCGCUCUCAAUGACAAGUUCGUGAAGCUCGUGUCAUGGUACGACAAUGAGUGGGGCUAUUCCAACCGCUUGGUUGAUCUGGCAUGUCACAUGGCUCAGGUGGAUGGCAUCAUACCACCACCAGCCGUCAUCCAGAGCAUUAAGGCACGAGAGAUCUUUGACUCGCGAGGCAAUCCCACCGUGGAGGUUGACCUCAUGACAAACGACCAUCUGUUCCGAGCAGCUGUUCCAAGUGGAGCCUCCACCGGCAUCUACGAGGCCUUAGAGCUCCGCGAUGGCGACAAGCAGCGGCUGCUGGGGAAGGGCGUCCUCAAGGCAGUGUCCAACGUCAACGAGAAAAUUGCGCCCAAGCUUGUCGGUAUGGACGUCACCAAGCAGAAAGAAAUUGACCGUGUCAUGGUCGAGGUCCUUGACGGCACCCAGAAUGACUGGGGAUGGAGCAAGUCCAACCUCGGUGCUAACGCCAUCUUGGCGGUGUCCAUGGCCGUUUGCCGUGCGGGUGCAGCCUCGAUGGAAAUGCCCCUUUACCAGUACCUGUCGUGCUUGUCGGGGAGACCUACCAGUAGCUAUGUCAUGCCAGUUCCAUCAUUCAAUGUCAUCAAUGGUGGAAGCCAUGCCGGCAACCGACUUGCCUGCCAGGAGUUCAUGAUUCUUCCUGUGGGAGCCAAGAGCUUCAGAGAGGCUCUCCAGAUAGGCUGCGAGGUCUACCACUCAUUGAAGGGUUGCAUCAAGAAGAAGUAUGGACAGGAUGCCUGCAACGUUGGAGACGAGGGCGGCUUCGCCCCAUCAGUUCAGGACAACAACGAGGCACUGGAUGUCCUCAUGGACGCCAUUGAGAAAUCGGGUCAUAAGGACAAGGUCAAAAUUGGAACUGAUGUGGCGGCAUCCGAGUUCUACAAGGAUGGCAAGUACGACUUGGAUUUCAAGAACCCUGACAGCAAGUCGGUUGACUGGAAGACUGGAAGCGAGAUGGCAACAUAUUACCAGGAGUGGUUUGCAAAGUAUCCAUUCGUCUCCAUCGAGGAUCCGUUUGACCAGGAUGACUGGCCUGCCUAUGCGGAGUUCUGCACAAAAUGUGGGAAGGAUGUGCAGAUUGUUGGUGACGACCUGUUGGUCACCAACACUAAGCGCAUCGCAAAGGCUUUGGACGUUGGAGCUUGCAAUGCCUUGCUGCUAAAGGUGAACCAGAUUGGAUCAAUCUCUGAAGCCAUCGAUGCUGCUAACAUGUCCAUGUAUAACGGCUGGGGUGUAAUGGUCUCCCACCGUUCUGGCGAGACCGAGGACUCCUUCAUUGCUGACCUGGUUGUGGGACUGCGCACAGGCCAAAUCAAAACGGGCGCUCCGUGCCGAAGCGAGCGUUUGGCAAAAUACAACCAGCUGUUGCGGAUUGAAGAGGAACUUGGCCCCAAGGCAGUGUACGCCGGAGAGAAAUUCCGCAACCCUUCCGCCUAA
Messenger RNA from Symbiodinium pilosum, 2328 nucleotides. Lineage: Eukaryota; Dinophyceae; Suessiales; Symbiodiniaceae. The record is from the annotation of a GenBank genome assembly.